GUCUUCUUUUAAUCGCAAUUGAUCUUGCAAAUAAUCAAAAUAUUAAACUUAGCCACAAACAUCUUCAUCAACGACCAAUGCAUAUCUCUGUAUCAGAACAAGUUAAACAAUAUAUACAUGAGAAUUUAGUAUUUAAAGCAUCAGAAUUACACUGUGAAAUUAUAUCAAAAAAACUUGAUAGAUUUGAAACUUUAACGAUCGAUCAG
Molecule: messenger RNA, 206 nt
Organism: Racocetra persica
Lineage: Eukaryota; Fungi; Glomeromycota; Glomeromycetes; Diversisporales; Gigasporaceae
Source: the annotation of a GenBank genome assembly